UUUAUUGUCAUUGUCUCAUGACGGUAUAAUCCCAUAAUAAUAAUAUUUAACAGAAAAACCCAAUUAUUUGAACUAUUUCCAGAGUAGUCUUAUGAUGAGGGGCGUGGUGCUGACUUGCAUCGUGUUGCUGCUUCUUCCAGAGACAUUGGUCACAGGCGCCGAAGAAACGACGCCGUUUACUGAGUUUACUUUUGCGAGUACAUGGGCAUAUACUGGAGAACCGACUGAUAAAGCCGUUAAGAAUAAAAAAGACGAAGAUGAAGGUCCUACCGAGGUGACAGAGUAUACAUUUACAUACGAACCUGUUACUCAAAACAAAGCGGACAAGAAAAAAGGAAAAAACAAGGGUGGCGACGGGGACGGUGAAGACAGCAAAAAGGAGAAGAAGAAGGACAAGACAGGAGGAGGAGGAAAGAAAGAAAAGAAGGAACUUACUCCGGAGGAAAAGGCAGCAAAAAAAGAAAAGGCAGCUGCGAGGAAGGCAAAGAAAGCAGCAGAGGCUGCGGCUGGGAAAGCUAGAGGAAAAGGAAAGAAAAAAGGCAAAGGAAAAAAAGAGGAAGCUACAGAGGCGUCAGCAGGUGGAGGCGGAGGAAGAGGCCGAGGAAGAGGACGAAGAAGAGGGAAGGGUAAAGGAGGUGGAGGUGGAGGUGGAGGAGAUGGUGAAGUUACUGAACCUUUUACCGGAGAAGGACUUGUUACUGGGGAGUAUAUGACUUCUUCCGGGACCGUAGCUCCAAUUAUAGCAACACCAGCCCCAUGCUCGGCUGGAGACUACAUGACUGACAAUGGAUGUCAGCAAUGUCGAGAGAACUCUUUUAGUGAUGUUGGAGCCUUUUCUUGUACUAGUUGUCCUGAAGGCAAAGUUGCAGCUGCUGGAUCUGCAUCAGAAGAUGACUGUGAAUAUGCUCCAUGCUCUGCUGGAGACUUCAUGACUGACAGUGGAUGUCAGCAAUGUGGAGAGAACAGUUACAGUGGUGAUGUAGCUUCUUCUUGUACGAGUUGUCCUGAAGACAAAGUUGCAGCUGCUGGAUCUGCAUCAGAAGAUGACUGUGAAUAUGCUCCAUGCUCUGCUGGAGACUUCAUGACUGACAGUGGAUGUCAGCAAUGUGGAGAGAACAGUUACAGUGGUGAUGGAGCUUCUUCUUGUACUAGUUGUCCUGAAGGCAAAGUUGCAGCUGCUGGAUCUGCAUCAGAAGAUGACUGUGAAUAUGCUCCAUGCUCUGCUGGAGACUUCAUGACUGACAGUGGAUGUCAGCAAUGUGGAGAGAACAGUUACAGUGGUGAUGAAGCUUCUUCUUGUACUAGUUGUCCUGAAGACAAAGUUGCAGCUGCUGGAUCUGCAUCAGAAGAUGACUGUGAAUAUGCUCCAUGCUCUGCUGGAGACUACAUGACUGACAGUGGAUGUCAGCAAUGUGGAGAGAACAGUUACAGUGGUGACGAAGCUUCUUCUUGUACGAGUUGUCCUGAAGGCAAAGUUGCAGCUGCUGGAUCUGCAUCAGAAGAUGACUGUGAAUAUGCUCCAUGCUCUGCUGGAGACUUCAUGACUGACAGUGGAUGUCAGCAAUGUGGAGAGAACAGUUACAGUGGUGUUGAGCCUUCUUCUUGUACUAGUUGUCCUGAAGACAAAGUUGCAGCUGCUGGAUCUGCAUCAGAAGAUGACUGUGAAUAUGCUCCAUGCUCGGCUGGAGACUUCAUGACUGACAGUGGAUGUCAGCAAUGUGGAGAGAACAGUUACAGUGGUGACGAAGUUUCUUCUUGUACCAGUUGUCCUGAAGGCAAAGUUGCAGCUGCUGGAUCUGCAUCAGAAGAUGACUGUGAAUAUGCCCCAUGCUCUGCUGGAGACUUCAUGACUGACAGUGGAUGUCAGCAAUGUGGAGAGAACAGUUACAGUGGUGAUGGAGCUUCUUCUUGUACUAGUUGUCCUGAAGACAAAGUUGCAGCUGCUGGAUCUGCAUCAGAAGAUGACUGUGAAUAUGCCCCAUGCUCUGCUGGAGACUUCAUGACUGACAGUGGAUGUCAGCAAUGUGGAGAGAACAGUUACAGUGGUGACGAAGUUUCUUCUUGUACUAGUUGUCCUGAAGACAAAGUUGCAGCUGCUGGAUCUGCAUCAGAAGAUGACUGUGAAUAUGCUCCAUGCUCUGCUGGAGACUUCAUGACUGACAGUGGAUGUCAGCAAUGUGGAGAGAACAGUUACAGUGGUGAUGGAGCUUCUUCUUGUACCAGUUGUCCUGAAGACAAAGUUGCAGCUGCUGGAUCUGCAUCAGAAGAUGACUGUGGACAUGUGCAAUACCCGACCUGUGACUGCUGGACUCCUGAGUGUGGCUACUGCUCUAACAUGGACUGUACAGUAAAGCAGGAUCUAAUCAACUCCCACAAAGGAGUCCAAGUGCGUUCUCACAUUAGACGGAAGAAGUUCAACACCAUCGUCCUGUUUGACGGAGACGGUCAACAGAUCGGCAGACUACAAUGGAGUCUGUCCGGGAUCUACCUCACCGGAUGUGGUGCCUGCCAGACACCUCCAGCUUUAAAGAAAGCUCGCAACAGAGGCGGACAGACUGCCUGGACAUUGUCCCUCAAGGACGGCGUCUUACAGAUCAAGAUCAAAGGAAAGGUAUUGUACGAGAAAGAACUUACAGGUGAAUGUGGAGCCAUGUAUGCUGAGGCAAAGAGGUUUGCCUUUUCAAAAAUGGGCUGUGACAGCACUUUCUCCCUUGUACCCGAUGAAAUGGAGGCGGGAAAAAGGAUGACAUCGGACUGUGGCGGAAGUUGUUAAAUUAUUGAAAUGGACAGUUAGCGGAUAUUGUAGAUAGAUAUUUGUAAAAGUUAUGUUUUGAAAAGUUAUGAUUGUAAAAGAAAUUAUUUUGAAAAAAAUCAAGAUGAGUGAAAACUAUUGCAAUUUGUUUCGUUAUUUAUUUGCAAUUAACACAUAAAAAAGUAACCACAGUUGUCUAUGAUGUCUACAAUAUAUUUUCCAUCGUAAAUUCUUCACUGCCCUUUCUUCAAACCUUUCAAAAAAUUUCAUUCUUUAUUGUUACUAAGAUGGUUUUCAGGUUUUGUACCCCAAAUAUGGUACUCAAAUGUUUCACUUUUUCUCACACUCUCUCUCUAUCUCUCUCUCUCUCUCUCUCAAACUAUUUCUUCCCAUUUACAGCUCCCCUAAUUAUAGCUCUGAUAUAUAAUUCAGUAUUUUGGCAGUAGACUGGGUUUUGACUGGGCGAGUUCACGCUUUUCCACCGUUUAUACUUUUGCAAUUCAACUGCGACAGUGAUGUCCCGAAGUUAAUAUGAGAGCCAAAUUAUUGAAUGAUAAUCUGAUCUGUUCUCACCAGUCACCACUGCAAAAUUAUAAUUGUUAUAAUUUUACUAAUCUAACAUAUUAGUCAAUACGUUCCAUAUCAUUGUAAACAACACUUAAAAGACGUGUUUUGUACUAAUGUUAUAAAUACUAAAAUAUCAGCAUGAUUCAAUAAUUGUUCCAAUUA
Messenger RNA from Bolinopsis microptera, 3481 nucleotides. RefSeq names its product loricrin-like. The record is from RefSeq and is a predicted model, not a curated record. The transcript has 22 exons. The coding region runs from base 92 to 2773 and encodes 893 amino acids. Gene Ontology annotation, cellular component: membrane. Lineage: Eukaryota; Metazoa; Ctenophora; Tentaculata; Lobata; Bolinopsidae.